Molecule: messenger RNA, 8324 nt
Organism: Epinephelus lanceolatus (giant grouper)
Lineage: Eukaryota; Metazoa; Chordata; Actinopteri; Perciformes; Serranidae
Gene: celf2
Product: cugbp, Elav-like family member 2
Molecular function (GO): RNA binding
Source: RefSeq, a predicted model, not a curated record
CUGCUGGAUGCGGACAGAGUGUGUGUGCGGCUGGCUACACUGCCUUUGGGGAGGCCUCGGCUCUUGCACCUGUCCCUCUCCGUCUCCCGUUUGGGCGAGAGCGAGCGACGCUCCUUUUUAUUUAUCAGGCAGGGCGCACAGCGGCGGAGGCGCACACACACACACACACACACACACACACACACAUUCACACACACAUCCACGAUACUGUACGCGCACACACAUACACAGGGCAGGCAGGCAACAUGACUUCAUCCUACAAUCUGGAUUUUCUGCCCGAUAUGAUGGUGGAGAGCCGCCUGCUUGUUCCCGGAGACAGAAUUAACGGCACGGCCGGGAAGAUGAACGGGGCGCUGGAGCAUUCGGACCAGCCAGACCCGGACGCCAUCAAGAUGUUUGUGGGCCAGAUCCCGCGCUCCUGGUCAGAGAAGGAGCUGAAGGAGCUGUUUGAGCCGUACGGAGCCGUCUACCAGAUCAACAUACUCCGAGACCGCAGCCAGAACCCUCCACAGAGCAAAGGCUGCUGUUUUGUCACGUUUUACACAAGGAAAGCUGCCCUUGAAGCCCAGAAUGCACUGCAUAACAUAAAGACCUUAACAGGGAUGCACCACCCUAUUCAGAUGAAACCUGCAGACAGUGAGAAAUCUAACGCGGUGGAAGACAGGAAGUUGUUCAUUGGCAUGGUGUCAAAGAAGUGCAACGAGAACGACAUCCGGGUCAUGUUCUCUGCGUUCGGACAGAUCGAGGAGUGCCGGAUCCUCAGAGGACCUGACGGACUGAGCAGAGGAUGUGCGUUUGUCACGUUUUCCACCAGAGCUAUGGCACAGAAUGCAAUCAAAGCCAUGCACCAGUCUCAGACUAUGGAGGGCUGCUCGUCUCCCAUCGUGGUGAAGUUCGCCGACACGCAGAAGGACAAGGAGCAGCGGCGUCUGCAGCAGCAGCUGGCGCAGCAGAUGCAGCAGCUCAACAGUGCGACCACCUGGGGGAGCCUGACGGGCCUGGGUGGCCUCACCCCGCAGUAUCUGGCUGUAAGGAGAGCCGCCGCGUCGCCCACCUCCACCAUCACCACCUCCUCCACCACCCCUUACUACAGCCCCAUGGCCGACGCCGCCGCAUUGCUUCAGCAGGCAACCUCCUCCGGUAACCUCGGAGCCUUCAGCGGGAUCCAGCAGAUGGCCGGUAUGAGUGCUCUGCAGUUGCAGAACCUGGCCACUUUAGCAGCGGCAGCGGCGGCGGCCCAAAACUCGGCCAGUCCCUCCACCGCAAACCCCCUGUCCACCAACGCCGCCUCCCUGGGAGCGUUGGCCAGCCCAGCGGCGGGCACCACAGCCAGCUCCAACGCCGGCGCCAUGAACUCUCUGACCUCUCUGGGCACCCUGCAGGGCCUGGCAGGCGCAACUGUGGGCCUGAACAACAUUAAUGCACUAGCAGGUAGCGUCAACAUUGCUCAAAUGCUCUCAGGUAUGGCGGCUCUAAACGGAGGCCUGGGCGGCGCAGGGCUUACCAACGGGACGGCGGGCACCAUGGACGCGCUGACGCAGGCUUACUCAGGGAUCCAGCAGUACGCCGCCGCAGCGCUGCCCACCCUCUACAGCCAGUCCCUGCUGCAGCAGCAAGGGGCCGCCGGCAGCCAGAAGGAGGGUCCCGAAGGUGCCAACCUGUUCAUCUACCACCUGCCCCAGGAGUUUGGAGACCAGGACAUACUGCAGAUGUUCAUGCCUUUUGGAAACGUGGUCUCUGCCAAAGUCUUCAUCGACAAACAGACAAACCUUAGCAAGUGCUUCGGCUUCGUCAGCUACGACAAUCCAGUGUCGGCACAGGCAGCCAUCCAGGCCAUGAACGGCUUCCAGAUCGGCAUGAAGCGGCUGAAGGUGCAGCUGAAGCGCUCCAAGAACGACAGCAAACCGUACUGAUCUUAGCACUAGGGUCUAUCUGCUCCCCAUGUUAGCACUGCUAGGAACAACCCAUCUCCAUGCCUGUUAGCUCAUCGUUUGCCUAGCAUGUCUCCGUGGCGUCCAAACAAACAAAAAAAACUUUAUAAACAAAAACAAAAAAAAAAAAUCCCCACCAAAAAAAAAAAAAAGUGUCAUCGUCCUCCUCCUCCCCCGUCAUUGUUUUUUCUGAUGUCUUUCCGAGCUCACCUGAUCAUAACCUGGUUCUCCUCCUCUUCCUCCUCCUCUUCCUCCUCCUUCGCCGCCUACUGAACUUUUGAACUUUUAGCUUUUUUGGACUUUUAUGAUUUUUCUUUCUUUUUGUGUUUUUUUUUUUCUUAUUCUUUUUUUGUUUUUUUGUUUUGCAUGUGACCUCAUUUGGAUCUGUUUUCCGGGAGGGUUUCAGGGAGGGAGGGAGGCGACAAAGGAUGGGGUGGGUAGAGAAAAAUUCAAAUCAAUGUGAAAAAGAUAUAAAAGCUGCAUUCAUAUGAAAAACAAACACAAAAAAAGAGACUGAGAUUUUUAUGGAAAUACAAAUGUUCUUUUUUGGAGAAAAAAAACAGACAAACCUGUGGCAAAGUGAUUUCCAUUCAGUAUGUUUUCCUGCAUUUUUUUUCCUUCUUCUUCUUUUUUCUUCUUUAUGUUUUUUCUUUUCUUCUUCAUUUAAAGUAAACUUGAAAGUUCACUACAGGAAUUGGCGCGUCAUCUUGCUUCUGGCGCCGGCAAACAAAAAAAACCACACAUACACACACACACACACACACACACACACACACACAUGCACACACACAUGCACACACACACAAGAGCGCGGGCCAGAAGCAGUCCGCGCCAGUUUCUCUGAAAAAUAAGACUACUUCCAAACAGUUUUGAAUAAAAACUGUCUGAUCAAUAUUAGACUCUCUCAGAGCUCUCCAAUGGUUUUUACAUUUUUCAGGCAGUGUAAAGUUUUUUGAUAAGGCCAUUUUAAGUGGCUCUGUUUCUCAUUCAAAGUCUAUAUAUAGAACCACUUUUUUCUAGAGUAGUUUAAAGGUAAAAAUAAAAAAAGACAUUUGCCCUGUUUGGGUGGGAGAAAUGCUACCUACUUGUGUCACCUUUUGCUGAACUGACUCACAGAUAGACAAUCCGUGGUUUAAAUGCACAUGAUGAAAUGACCUAUAUUUUCUACUGUUUAAAUGUAUAGAGGAAAAAAAAAUACUAAGAUACCUGUAACCUGCGUUAACGUCGGUGCUUCUCGUGAGUUUAGUUGUGGUUUCAUCACAAGUCUAACGGUCUUAAAUGUCUCAUGUUUUUCAAGAGAAGACUAAAAAAUCAGUUUACUUGAACAAUAGACAAAGCCUUUCAUAUUACUAUAAUAGUUACUUUGUUGUUUCUUUUCUUUUUAUUUCCUCUUUUUUUAUUUUUAAGGAGUCCCUAUUUGCUAAAUUUCUUGUUGGUUAAUUAGCUAUAUAAAAUUCCUAAAAAUAUAUAUAAAUAUAAAUAUAUCUAUAUAUAUAUAAUGUCAGCUUGUGAAGCAUCAAUGUCAUUAUUAUUUUAUUUCUCUCGUGGGAAACAAUAUUUAGAUGUGUUUUGUUGUUCAGCAAAAUGUCUUAUAAAGAAAAAAAGACAAGAUCAGUGGAGUUUAGUGCCAAAUUCUGAAGGUACUUCCUGCCUAGCGCGUCAGUGUAUUUCUUGUGAAAUUAUUUGAUAACAUGGGUAUUUUAUUAUAAGUGUUUUGUAUGGAUCCCUCAUAUUUAAAAUAUAGAUUUAAAAAAGAGUUUGUUAACUUGCUAUUCUGUGGUCUUGUUGCCUGAAAAUGUCAUGUUUGCUUUUUUUCUUUGUAAAGAUGUAAAAAAACAAAACAAACAAACAAAAAAAAAAGUGCCCAUGUGUCAUAUAUAUAUAUCUAUAUACACGCACACACGGACACGCACACACUCACACACGCACACACACAUACUCGUGCAGACCUCACAGUUUACUUUCUUGUUGUGCGUGAGAGCCCCUGAGUGUGAAAGCCUCUACAGCAACCGCUACCGCCCGCCAGCGUGCACACACACACUUUAAAAAAACACACACACACCAGAAUCACGCACUGAUAUUUUUAGCCAUUGUACAGCCGUUUUUAUUCAUCAAAGCCUUACCACAAAUCUUUGCACUCCUGUUCUCUCUAUUAGUAUCUGGCGCGCACAGACAUCAGGCUUCGGCAUGUAUUGUUUUGAUUGUCUCCCUCGCACGCUGUCCCGCUCCUCAGCCGAGGAAAAAAAUUGAGGUGAUAGUCAUACGCGAAGCCUUAUUUCUCCAAAAUCCUCUUAUCCCUUUUGUUCAAAAACAUCUCUGAGUUGUAGCUGGGCGCCGUUUGUCUCAGACGGCGGGGAUCAUUACUUUUGUGUAUCACCUCAGACGCUCGCUUUCAUGAUGUAAGCACAGGGCAAGACUCGCUCACUCACAAACGAGCCUCGAUCUCUUGAGGGAAAAAAAAAAAGCACACGCCGCCGUCAGAUAGUCAAAGGAGAGAGGCGGGACGGUCCGGAGCAAGUUUUUUUACUCGUUUGAUUUCUCGACUUAUCCUUUGACGUCUCUUUUGUAAGACUUCUCCAUACGUGAGUCUUGUGGUGUAAUGGGCCAAAAUCAUGUUUAGAUGCCAAAGUGUGUUACUGACAUUCUCAUAGUCGAGCCGUUUACAUGGCACAGUGUUGUCAGUCUCUUCAACUGCCCCCGACACCCCCUCCCUGAAAGCCUAGUUUACGGUCUGCAAAAAAAAAAGGCAGCAUUAUUUUCUACAGAAGCUCACCAGUCGCCUUAACCAGGGAGCGUCGUACCAGUAUUAUAAGAGUAGAAGAUGUUGUCAGUCAGUCAGUCAGUCAGUCAGUGAUGUGUGCCAAGUCCAGGUUCACUUUUGUGUACAGUUAACCUCCCACUUGUCAGAGUCUGGGUUUUGCUCUUCCGCCAUUUCGUCCGGUCGGACGGAGCAGAGAGGCUGAAAUGGCCGUUUGUCCUCGCAGCGGUGGAGGAGGAGAGGAAACGAGGCGCCUGUUUGAAGGAUGCCGCUCUCCGUCUGGUUGUUGUCUCCCAGGCUAACUGGGGUUAUUAGAAACAGGGCUGUGUGCAGAGACGUCUUAUUGGAAUAGCGACAGGGGAAAUAAAGCGCUUGUUGGUUGGAGAGGAAAGGGUCACGUCCGCAGGUCCACACAGGCAGAACAACAGCCACAGCCAAGAUGAAGGCAAUACAGCUUUCAUUAUCCUCUCAAAGACCAAACCCAAUACCAAACUUUAUGUGAUCUCAUGGAGGGAGGCGAGCAGACUUUAUUUCCUAAAUGCAGUACACACAUGAGCAGUGCCACAAACCAGCCCAGUCGCCACAAGAACAUGUUGGAGUUGUACAUCUCUGAGAACCAUGGAUGUGUUACAUUUGCUUAGUUGGCGUUGUUAAAGUGAAGUAAUGUAUGAGUUGACGUUGUGAUCAUGACUUGGAGGGGAUGGUGCAUGGUGUGACACCCAGGCAAGACACCUGCACAGCUGCAGACCACUGUUAGAGACCAAUGAGUGAGUCAUUGCUGCAUUUUCAGAUGUGGGUGCUGUUCAGUGACCAGUCGCUGUGUUUCCCCCGGGGUUAGUGCCAUGAAGAGUGGAUGGUUUUUAAUGAGACAUGGUUAUGUUUUCAGCCUGGGAAGUACAAGAAAAAGCUGUUGUUUUUGUCAAGACAUCACUGCAUUUCCAGCAGGGAUAAGCCACCGAAAAGCGGUUGGGUUUUAACAAGACACAGCUGCGUUUCCAGCUGGAAUAGUGCGACAACAAGCAGUUGUUUUCACUGAGACAUCACUGCCUUUCCAGUUGGGAUUGUGCAAUGUUAAACAGUUGUUUUUGAUUGAGACUUCACUGCAUUUCCAGUGCAGGUAUUGCAACAAAAAGCAGUUGUUUUUUAACAAGACAUAGCUGAGCUUCCAGCUGGAAUAGUGUGAAAACAAAUGGUUGUUUUUUAUGGAGACAUCACUGCAUUUCCAGCCCGGAAAGUGCAACGAAAAGUGUUUGGUUUUAAUCAAGACAUCACUGUGUUUCCAGCUGGGACAGUGUGACAACAAUUGGUUGGUUGUGUUUUUUUAACUGAGACAUCACUGCAUUUCCAGCCAGGCUAGUGCGACUAAGAUUGUUUUUAAUCAGGAUGUCACUGCCUUUCAGGUGAGGAUAGUGCAACGAAAAGCGGUUGUUUUUUAAAAAGACAUAGCUGCCUUUAAACAACAAGCAGUUGUUUUUUUAUUGAGAUGUCAGUGCGUUUCCAGCCAGGAUAGUACAACGUUUAGCAGUUUUUGUUUUUGUUUAGAAAUCACUGCAUUUGCAGGCUGGAUAGUGCAAAAAAAAGUGGUUAGCUGUUAUCGAGACAUUGCUGCAUUUUCAGUCAGACAAGUGCGAUGAAAAGUGAUUGUUGUUAAUCAAGAGAUAGCUGCGUUUCCAGCCAGGCUAGUGCAAGGAAAAGUGGUUAUAUUUAAUCAAGACGUCACUGUGUUGCCAGCCGCUAUAUUACGAUGAAAAACGGUUGUUUUUUAACAAGACAUGGCUGCAUUUCCAGCUGGGUUAGUGCGACGAAAAGUGGUUGUUUUACAUCAAGAAAUUGCCAAGUUUCCAGCAAAGAUAGUGUAAUGAAAAGCAGGUGUUUUUUCCGAAGACAUGGCUGCAUUUCCAGCAAGGUGUGGAUUUUAAGCCAAAACCUGAUCUUUUCGGAAACAUAACCAAGUGGUUUUUGCGCCUAAAUCCAACCACGUUAACCACAGCGUUACUGGAAUGUAAAGACACGUAAAGUUUAAAAGUAUCUGCUACAUAAAUAUGUACAAAUGUAACAUAUCCAUGGUUUGCAAAAAAAAACGUACAAAGCCAACAUUGAUUCUGGCGAUUGGGUUGCACAAACAGCCAUAACUACCUGUAUGAAAGCUGGGCAGGAGGUCCCAGUCCAAUCAGUGUUAACGGACCACUUUUCUGACCAGCACGUGUGCAGGUUUCACGUCGCAACCGCUGCAAAACCUUUGUAUCCGAGAAUUGCACAUUUCACAUUGUCACCUCACUCUCGCACAAUUCGCGUAACUUUUUCUUCGUUAAGUGUGGAGGCUACAUAAUCUGUGCUGUUCUAGUCGAGUCACGGCCCACUACUUUACACGGCUGUGUGUGUGUGUCCCAAAAACUAUGUUGCCAAAUCUCACCGAGUUGCACACAGCCUGACGUCGCACGGUCCAGCGUGAAGCAUCUUGUCUCUGUUUCAAUGUCGAAGCACAAGAGGGUCGUAGGGGCAGAGUACCUGUUGAGCGGCUCACCUCAGGGGCUGUCAUCGCCGAUGCUCGUUGUAAUCUUUCUAUCUCGUCACUGUUCACUUCUCUGUUCUCCUUCUUUCUUAAUUAUCUUAAGUGCUAUUUAUCAAACAAUGAAAUCUGAAAGGAAAAAAAAAAUUGAACUUGUCGUUUCUUUGCAUUAUGGCUUAUGUCAAGUUUUUUGAGGAAAAAUGUUUUGUGUGUUCUCUCUUUCCGUGCCGUAAAAAAAAAGAAGCUUGUUGUCUGUAGAAAUUAUCCAAAUUUAUUUUUUAAUUUUGUUGUUGUUCUUUUGUUUUCUUUUAAUUCUCAAAGAGGUUUUCAGUAGUUUCAGAGUUAUUGUCUUGAGAGAAGCCAAAGUCAAUGCAUUUCAGUGGAUCCUGUAAGCGUGAUGUAUGUUUGUUUGACAACACUUCGAAAUCUGUCACUGGAUGGGAUUUAAAAAGUACAAAAAAUGCAGGCUUUCCUAUUUCUACAACUGAUUGUACUUAUGCAUUUUGUACCAGUGGAAUUUUUUAUACUGGAGAUUAAAGGAUACAACAAAAAAAUCUUAGAAAAAAAGCUGUCUGGCCUGGUGGUGUGGCCUGACCCUGACUGGUCCCCGAGUAUGAUUUCUAGCUGGCAACAAGGAAGUUGGCUUUUGAUAUAAGAUUUUCUAGGAGAUCUUUGGCUUUAUUUCUUUCACUUCUUUUUCCUCACUUGAGUGUUUCUUUCUGCCUUCCUUUCGUUCUUUCUUUAAUUUUUUCCGAAAACAGAGGAUAGGUGAGUGUCAGAUCUUUCAUUUUUUGCUUUUUAAAUAGUUCUAGCAAGUUUGUCUAUACAACAGCGGUAAGUUUCAUUUGACUUCUGUAUUGUGCCGUCUACACGAUAAGACAAUUAUAGAAAAAGAAGGAAUAGAAAUAUUUAGUCACCUUCAGUGGAUUAAUGUAUUAGUUUAAUAAAGAGAUCAACUAAUUAGAAACUUUUUUGCUUUUAGCUGUUUAGAUUUUUCCGGUUUCUCUGUCCUUCUCUGUGAACUAACUGUGUAGCUGAAGCAGUCAGAAUUAUUUUUGUAAACGUAUGUUCUUGUGUGAUGCAGUUUUUUGCUUCUGUCUCCUAUAUUAAACCAUUUUUCCUAAUA